AUGGAAGUUAAUUCUGGAGCCGUAUGUUCCGUUGUCAACGAGAGGACUCUGCGGCGACUGCGGGUAUCCAAGCACAAGCUCCAGCAUUGUGACUUGCAACUUCGUACUUACAACCAGCAGCAACUGAAGGUGCUAGGCUCGGUGACAGUCCAAGUCAACUACAGGGGCAGGCAGGAGCAGCUACGUCUGGUCGUGGUCAAGAGAGCAGGUGUGAACUUGCUGGGCCGGGACUGGUUUAAGGCUCUCGGGAUUGAGCUGAAGGUCAAUCAGCUGAGAAUGGACAAGGUGAGCCAGAGCCCAUCGCUCACUAGUGUGCUAAAGAAGCACUCGAAGGUUUUUCAACCUGGUCUCGGGAAGAGCCAAGGGCCACCAGUACGGGUGGAAGUGCAACCCCACGCACAACCCAGAUUUUACAAGCCCCGACCUGUUCCUUUCGCUCUGCUUCCACGCGUGGAUGAGGCCCUGAUCAAGCUCAUAGGACAAGGAAGAGUCUUUCCGACAUUCCGAAUUGCUUGGGAUGCCCACAGGAUCACCCAGUGCACACGGAGCGAUCCAACCUUAGCUCGAGUUCAACGUUGGGUCGUGAAUGCUUGGCCUCAUGGAAAACUGGAGGAGGAAUUCAAGCCAUUUGUUCGUCGGCAGCACGAACUUUCAGAGUACCGUGGCUGUCUUCUAUGGGGCUGCAGGGCGGUUGUUCCGAACCAAGCAAGAAGUCAUGUUUUAGAGUUGCUGCACAGCACACAUCCUGGUAUUGUGCGCAUGAAAGCCUUGGCGAGAAGCACGGUCUGGUGGCCAGGAAUCGACGGAGACAUCGAGAAAAAGGUCCGAGCUUGUCAGCGCUGCCAAGAGACAAGGCCAGAACCACCACGUGCAAGGCUGCAUCCCUGGGAGUAUGCAAAGAACCCAUGGUCGAGGAUCCACAUUGACUUUGCAGGACCAUUCCAAGGGACUGUUUUCCUCCUAGUGGUCGACGCGCACUCCAAAUGGUUGAAAGUGUUUCCUCUGAAAUCCAUGUCAUCGGCAACUGUGUGCCGCAAGUUACGUGCAUUGUUUGCAGUACACGGUGUUCCGGACACCGUGGUGUCGGACAAUGGAACAGCAUUUUGUUCGGAGGAGUUUCAAGUGUUCAUGCGCGACAACCAGAUUCGACAUGUCCGAGUGGCACCUUACCACCCAUCUUCCAAUGGUCAGGUUGAACGCAUGGUGCAGGAAACAAAGCAGGUUCUGAGACGCAUGAGUGGUGGAGACAUGGACACUAAACUGGCUCGUUUCUUGUUAAGCCAACAUGUUCUGCCACACUCAACAACAGGCAAGAGUCCUGCUGAAAUGCUGAUGGGUAGAAGACUCCACACUGCGCUAGACAAGCUGCACCCAGACCUGCUGGGGGAGAUGAUGGAUAAACAGAAAAAACUGUCUCAGCAAAGCAAUCCAGAAAGUGCGAUACUUUGA
Molecule: messenger RNA, 1449 nt
Organism: Dermacentor silvarum
Lineage: Eukaryota; Metazoa; Arthropoda; Arachnida; Ixodida; Ixodidae
Exons: 2
Coding region: 1-1449 (482 amino acids)
Biological process (GO): DNA integration
Molecular function (GO): nucleic acid binding
Source: RefSeq, a predicted model, not a curated record